AUGUGUCAAAUCGAGGUUCUCGCUCGCGCAGUCAGCACUCAAACCGAAAUCCUGACCAAGUCAUGGCAUGCGAACGAUGCUCACGGAGUCUCAUCACCCGCGGGUCGGCGCACUACCAUUCCACCUCUUGACGAGUCGGGCGAGGAGGCGAGAAAUCAACUAAUUGAUACUUUGAGAGAACUAGAGCAGCUUGUUCUUGGGCCGAAAGAUACCAUGCAGGCCCUCUAUUACAAGAGCGCCGAAGCUGGAGUAAUCCAAGCUCUGUGCAAACUCCAAGUCCCACGGCAUGUUCCUUUGGAAGGGUCGAUCUCAUAUACAGAUCUGUCAGCGAGAGUUGGUGUCUCUGCAGACCGACUCAAACAUUUGGUCCGCAUUGCAGCCGUGUGCUCCAACUACCUUGCCGAAACCGAGACUGGCGAAGUCCAACAUAGCAACAAUUCGGUCAUCUGGCAACUCGACCCCCUCAUGGCUAACGGUAUGGAAGUCAUGCUCGACCAUUUGCCAAGUUCUUCAUUCAAACUGGGCGAAGUCUGCACCCAGGAUCCCACUGACGAGAAGGAGACCGUCUGCGGCUUCAGCCUGGCACGCAACCAGCCACUUUAUGAAUACCUCGAAACAAACCCUGACCAGGGUCGACGAUUCGCGGCGCAUAUGCGUGCGCAGGCUGCGCAGCAAGGGGACGCGGCAAUCCAAGGAUGCUAUGAUUGGCGCUCACUGAAAGGCAAAUCCUUGGUCGAUUGUGGAGGCUCCUUUGGCUCUGUUGCCGCUUCUAUCGUGCGCAAAGAACCCGGUAUCCGCUGCACCGUGCAGGAUCUACCCAAAGUGGUCCACUCAGCCAUUGCAGCGACAUUCAAAGACCCUAGCUUCCCCCGCGAAGCGAUCAGCUUCCAAGCCCAUUCGUUCUUGGAACCUCAACCGCUGGUAGCAGACGUGUAUCUCUUCCGCAUGGUCUUCCAUAACUGGUGUGACGCUGGGGCGCGUCGCAUUGUACAAGCAUUGCGGCCAGCACUACGUCCUGGAGCCAGGGUCAUAUGCAUCGAGUACGUGAUGCCGCCCAUGGGGUCGGGCCCCAGUUAUGCGGAACUUGCCACACGCCGACUGGACAAUGUCAUGUUUUCACUGAUGAAAGGCAAGGUGCGAGAACUGGAUGAGUUUAAGCAGCUUUUCGAGUCUGCCGAACCGAAUCUGGUGUUCAAGAGCUUCAAGGCUGGCCAGUUGAGGGCGACGCACGACCCUAGAUGUCACUCUGUCCUCGAAUGGGUGUACGAGCCCAGAGGCACUGGGAAGGGGGAGGGAGUGGCCGAGCACCAUGAAACCAUGCCCGCUACUACUAGUUGA
Messenger RNA from Capronia epimyces CBS 606.96, 1338 nucleotides. RefSeq lists its product as uncharacterized. Gene Ontology annotation, molecular function: O-methyltransferase activity. The transcript has 3 exons. The record is from RefSeq and is a predicted model, not a curated record. The coding region runs from base 1 to 1338 and encodes 445 amino acids. Lineage: Eukaryota; Fungi; Ascomycota; Eurotiomycetes; Chaetothyriales; Herpotrichiellaceae.